AGACAUUUUUUUUUACACUCGAGCAUGUGUUAGCUCAGGUUCAGACUUUUCGCCUUGAUUUUUUUUUUACCUUUUUCGUAUUUGUUCAGACCUUUGUAUGACCUUUGAUUUUGUCGGCUCAAUUAUAUACAUGAGAAUCAAACCUUAAUCCCGAGUUGUUUUUCUUAAAAAUUAAAAAAUAAAAACUUGUGCAGUUUUAUUUCAGACUGCACUAUCAGUCCCAACUCAUAGUACUCGAUCUGCAUCGAGACACUCAUCUUAUUAGGGAUCUGAAUCCAUCUACAAUCUCAUGGCUCCAGCCGCUCCGAAAUCCGGGGAUGCGAUUUUCGCCAGCAUUGAUCGCGUGAACGCGGAGCUGUUUACCCUCACAUAUGGGGCUAUCGUGCGCCAGCUGCUAACCGAUCUGGAGGAGGUGGAGGAAGUCAAUAAGCAGCUCGAUCAAAUGGGAUACAAUAUUGGGGUCCGGCUAGUUGACGAGUUCCUAGCAAAAUCUAAUGUGUCGAGGUGUGUUGACUUCAGGGAAACGGCUGAAGUAAUUGCAAAGGUUGGUUUCAAGAUGUUCUUAGGGGUCACAGCAUCUGUAACUAACUGGGACUCAGAAGGGACAACUUGCAGUCUAAUUUUGGAGGAUAAUCCUUUGGUGGAUUUUGUUGAGCUUCCUGAUACCUGUCAAGGUCUUCACUAUUGCAAUAUAUUGAGCGGUGUUGUCAGAGGAGCUCUUGAGAUGGUGUCGAUGAAAACUGAGGUCACAUGGAUGCGUGACAUGCUUAGAGGGGAUGAUGUAUUCGAGUUGCAGGUCAAACUUCUCAAACAAGUCCCUGAGGAGUAUCCAUAUAAAGAUGAUGAGUAACUUGCUUUCUUUGCUCACAAGUACCUAUAAUCUGGAUACCAUGAAAAGACAAGUAAGAAGGGAAGAUGGUGGGGAUGUAUCUCGACCUCUUAUCAGCAAUGGGUCUAAUUAUGUCUGGAUAAUUUCAAAUAUUGAUAAUUCUGAAAUCAGUCUGCAUGGACCCUUCGAAUUGAAUCUGUGAUGUAGCUUUUUAAAGUUAUUAUCUGUUGUUCGACCAACAUUUUCUUGAUCAAAUUAUGUAGAAUAGGAAAUCAAGGUAGUGAAAGUUUCAGAAUAUGUUCUUUGACUUGUAUAUUGGAUGCUGAAUAGAAGUCGUGAGCUAGUGGUAUCAGAAAUUGUUCUUUGACUUGUGUAUUGAAUACUAAAUAGAAGUCGUGAGCUUGUGGUGUUAUAAGUUUUAGUGUUGGCAC
This is a messenger RNA of Striga asiatica, 1260 nucleotides long. Lineage: Eukaryota; Viridiplantae; Streptophyta; Magnoliopsida; Lamiales; Orobanchaceae. The record is from the annotation of a GenBank genome assembly.